AUGCCGUUGUCUGGGCUUUCUAAAGUGCUUCGUUUGUCUUCCGAGUCUAUCGAGGAAGCACUUGAAGCGGCAUGUCGAAUCUUGCUAAAUGGUGGAAUUGUGGCUCUUCCAACUGACACGAUUUAUGGAUUAACUACGACUUUGGAGAAUUCCAACAAGCUAUAUGCUUUGAAACGUCGUUCUGGUGCCAAACCUUUGGGGAUUUUUGUUUCAUCAUGGGAGGAAAUCAAGAAAAUCGCCGACUCUUCCAUAGUUGAUCAAGAACUAUUAAGCUCUCUUCUUCCUGGCCCGGUAACACUUUUGUUUGAACGGGCAGCUGCAUUACCAUCAUUUUUUAACCCUGGGGUGUCCGUUGUCGGUGUACGAGUUCCUAAAUACCAUUUCGUACAGGAGCUUUCUAAACGUGUUGGUGUUCCAUUGGCUCAAACGUCAGCAAAUAUUUCCGGAGACACUUCACCGCUAUCUAUCGCCGAUUUUGAGCAUUUAAUUCCUUUAAUUGAUUUGGUUAUUGAUGGAGGCGUUCUUGGUAACAACACAGCACCACUGGGAAGCACUGUAGUCGAUCUCUCACGGCCGGGAUUUUUCCAUAUAAUUCGACCUGGAUGUGCCGAAAAAGCCACUUGCCAAACCCUAUUGAAGAAUGGACUCGAAGAAACGAACGGGGACGAAACUUCAAAAUUA
Molecule: messenger RNA, 681 nt
Organism: Mesorhabditis belari
Lineage: Eukaryota; Metazoa; Nematoda; Chromadorea; Rhabditida; Rhabditidae
Source: the annotation of a GenBank genome assembly